Molecule: messenger RNA, 740 nt
Organism: Paramecium pentaurelia
Lineage: Eukaryota; Ciliophora; Oligohymenophorea; Peniculida; Parameciidae
Source: the annotation of a GenBank genome assembly
UCAUGGAUUAAAAUGAUAGAUAUGACAAUGAGAAGGUUCUAAAGUUGUUGACAGAAGCAAAUCAAUUCUUUGAAUAGAAUAGAGAUUACCCUCCUUAUUAAAUAGGUGAAUUUUUGGUUGAAUUCUGUAAACUAUUCAAACAAUUGGGAAAAUUACUAUAUUUUGCAUUUUCAGAUGUUAUUGAAAAAGCAUAAGUCAUCAAAGAUAGAGGAAAUGAAUAUAAUGAAUAAACUAAAGGAAUCUAUGGAAUUAUAUAAAUAGAGAAAUAAAAAGGAUUAAUGGAAUUAAAUGGAGAAAAUAAUAAAGAGAUCUUAAAAAAUAAAGUACCAUAAAUCCAUUAAUUUAUAUAUAUAGACUUUACCAAAUUAUUAAUCUAUGGCUAGAACAAUGUUGAGAAUUAUUAGAUUCUUUAAUUAUUUGAAGAUUAUGUUUAUUGAUGUUGAUACAAAUAGAAAUAAAAAGUUUUCAGAUAUCUGUUCAGAUGCAUAUAAUGAAGCCUUGGCACCUUAUCAUACGUAAUUAAUUUAUAUAUAUUUAUAGAUUUAUGGUAAGGAAUGCUGCCAAAGCUGCUUGGUUAGCUGCUCCAAGUAGAACUAAAGUCUUUGAAACUUUUGCAGGUCCAAAUCAGACUGAUGAAGUUGCUUAUGCAGCAAUUAAAAAAUUUGUGAAUGCUCUUGAACCAAUCAGACUCAACUUUUGGGAUUAUUAUAAUUCAAACAAAUUAACAAAUUUGCCAUGAA